AUGGAUCCCUCACAAGUCAAAAUUCCGCCGUUGAUGGACUUGACCAUUGAUAAUAUCACUGAAAAUGUCAACCUGAUCAACUCGGCCAACCCAGAUCCGCGGUUCAAGUAUGUUUUGGAGCGGCUGGUGGUGCAUCUGCACGACUUUGCGCGGGAAACGAGGCUGAGCUCGCAGGAAUGGAUGGCGGGCAUACAGUUUUUGACCAAAACGGGUCAAAUUUGUAGCGAUGUUCGGCAGGAAUUUAUUCUGCUCUCCGACAUCCUGGGCCUUUCACUUCUUGUGGACAGCAUUGACCAUCCCAAACCCCCCAAUAGCACCGAGGGGACGGUGCUUGGUCCUUUCCACACGCACGAUGCCCACACACUAGAGAAUGGGGCGGUUAUAUCCCACGAUCAGAAUGGCGAACCUCUCCUCGUUCUCUGCACCGUCAAAGACAUCAACGGCAAGCCCAUCGAAGGUGUCAAGAUUGACAUUUGGGAGACCGAUUCCUCGGGCCACUACGAUGUCCAGCAUGCAGACCGCACGGAACCAGACGGUCGGUGUAUCAUGACGAGUGACGACCAGGGUGUCUUUUGGUUCAAAGCCAUCGUUCCUGUUCCUUAUCCAAUCCCGCAUGACGGACCGGUCGGACAGUUGCUGAAGAUAUUGAAGCGCCACCCCAUGAGGCCGGCACACAUGCAUUUCAUGUUCGAGAAGGAGGGCUACGACCAUUUGAUUACGGCAUUGUAUCUUAGGGGCGACCCAUACGAAACGUCAGAUGCUGUCUUUGGAGUCAAAAACUCGCUCGUGGUCGACCUAGGUAAAGUCGAUAAAGCCACCGCGGAGAAAUACGGGGUGGACGAAGGCAUUGCACUGCUCACUCACGAUUUCGUGCUCGUCACAGAUGAAGAAAGCAGGGAGCUUCGAGAAGAGAACUCUAGAAAGGCUCUGGAAAAGCUGGGGAGACGAGUCAAGAUUGUUCAGGGGUUGCCGGUUCCUGACGUCGACUGA
Molecule: messenger RNA, 990 nt
Organism: Exophiala dermatitidis NIH/UT8656
Lineage: Eukaryota; Fungi; Ascomycota; Eurotiomycetes; Chaetothyriales; Herpotrichiellaceae
Product: catechol dioxygenase
Exons: 3
Coding region: 1-990 (329 amino acids)
Biological process (GO): catechol-containing compound metabolic process
Molecular function (GO): catechol 1,2-dioxygenase activity; ferric iron binding
Source: RefSeq, a predicted model, not a curated record